AUGGGUUUUGCUGUUUUUCUCCUAGCUGUCUCUCUAUUCUUGUCGAGAGAAAAAUGGGUUCUUGGAAAUACUGAGAUUAGCGUACUCAUGGAUAUGAAAGCUUCUUUAGACCCACAAGGCAGGCACCUCACUUCAUGGACCAUUGAUGGUAGGCCAUGUGCUGGUUCAUUUGAAGGUGUUGCUUGCAAUGAGAAAGGUCAAGUGGCUAAUAUUUCAUUGCAAGGAAAAGGGCUUUAUGGGAAGGUGUCUCCUGCUAUUGCUGGGUUAAAGCACUUGACUGGUUUAUACCUGCAUUAUAAUUCUUUGUAUGGAGAGGUACCAAGAGAAAUAGCUAACUUGACUGAGCUAAGUGAUUUGUAUUUGAAUGUGAAUAAUCUGUCUGGGGAGAUACCUCCUGAGAUUGGAAAAAUGGCCAAUUUGCAAGUUUUGCAGCUCUGUUAUAACAAGUUCACAGGAGGUAUACCUACUGAGCUGGGGUCUUUGGAGAAGCUUACUGUUCUUGCUUUGCAGGGAAAUCAUCUCAGUGGAGCAAUCCCUGCGAGUUUAGGGGAUUUGGGGGUGUUAAUGAGGCUAGAUUUGAGCUACAAUCACUUCUUUGGUUCGAUUCCAACAAAAGUAGCUGAUGCUCCUCUGCUUGAAUUUCUAGAUAUACGAAAUAACAAACUCUCUGGCAAUGUUCCUCUAGCUCUAAAGAGAUUGAAUGAUGGAUUCUUGUAUGGAAAUAACACGGGAUUAUGUGGAGCUGGGUUUAUGUCUUUGAGGGCUUGCAAUGCUUCGGGUCUUAAUCCAAGAGGACCAGAACCCUUUGGAACAGGUGUAAAUGGCCUGCCAAGAGAGAUCCCAGAAACAGCAAAUUUGCGGUUGCCUUGCAACCAAACUCGGUGUUCAAACCCAUCCAAGUCUCAUCACGCAUCGGCUGCUGUUGUCACAGUUGUUGUAACUAUUUUACUGGUGGCCAUAGGAAUUCUGGCAUUUACUCAGUAUCGCCGCCGGAAACAGAAGCUUGCUAGCUCAUAUGAAAUUUCUGAUAGCCGCCUAAGUACUGACCAGGCAAAGGGGGUUUACAGGAAUAAUGGCUCUCCUCUAAUCAGUCUUGAGUAUCCUAAUGGAUGGGACCCUUUAGCUGAUGGCAGGAAUUUAAGUGGGAAUGCACAAGAUGCCUUUCAGAGCUUCAGGUUCAACUUGGAAGAGGUGGAGACUGCUACACAGUACUUCUCUGAGGUAAAUUUGUUGGGUAAAAGUAACUUUUCUGCAACAUACCGAGGAAUUUUAAGAGAUGGGUCUACUGUUGCUAUCAAGAGCAUUAGUAAAAGCAGCUGCAAGUCGGAGGAAGCUGAGUUCUUGAAGGGGUUGAAUACUUUGACAUCACUGAGGCAUGAGAACUUAGUGAGGUUGAGAGGAUUCUGCUGUUCAAAGGGCCGAGGAGAGUGCUUUCUCAUUUAUGAUUUUGUUCCCAAUGGUAACUUGCUGAGGUAUCUUGAUGUGAAGGAUGGGGAUGGCCAUGUGCUUGAGUGGUCCUCCAGAGUUUCGAUUGUCAGGGGUAUCGCCAAAGCUUUGUUCAUUUCCCGAGCAGGUAUAGCAUAUUUGCAUGGGUACAAAGCAAACAAACCUUCUCUGAUCCACCAAAACAUUACUGCCAAAAAGGUCCUCGUCGACCAGCGAUGCAAUCUGUUGCUCGCAGAUUCUGGCUUGCAGAACCUUCUUACAAAUGACAUUGUGUUCUCAGCACUCAAGACCAGUGCUGCCAUGGGGUACCUAGCUCCUGAGUACACUACCACAGGCCGGUUCACAGACAAAAGUGAUGUCUAUGCAUUUGGAGUGAUCAUUUUCCAAGUUCUUUCAGGGAAGCGAAAAGUGACUAACUUGGUACGUCUUGGAGCAGAUGCAUGCAGAUUCCAAGAUUAUAUCGACCCCAAUCUCCAUGACAGAUUCUUUGAAUACGAAGCAGCUAAGCUUGCCAGAAUUGCUUGGCUUUGCACUCACGAAUCUCCUAUCGAAAGACCAUCUAUGGAAGCAGUUGCUCAUGAACUAGGUAACUGUAGCAGCACCAUUUAG
This is a messenger RNA of Dovyalis caffra, 2055 nucleotides long. The record is from the annotation of a GenBank genome assembly. NCBI's taxonomy places the organism in Eukaryota, Viridiplantae, Streptophyta, Magnoliopsida, Malpighiales, Salicaceae.